AUUCAAUAAAGUCCAACCAUUAAUUUCCCCUUAAUUCCAGACCAAAAAUUCCCAAGGGCAGUAACACUGCUGCAACCACUUGUACCUACCUACCCACAAAUCCACAAUACACUAGAUUUUUCUAUAUAUAGAAAAAGAAAAAAAAAAGUGCUAGUCUUGCUGACGUCAUUCAAUCACCAUAACCUUCUUCCCCCAACGGUGAUAUAGCAUCCAGAUCUUGCAGAUCAAAGAAGCUUCAAAAUUCUUCUCUUCUUUCUUUACUCUCUCUCUCUCUCUCACACACACUCACACCAAAACACACAGUUGCUAAUCUUAAUGACACUAGAGAAGAAAACAAACAUGAACCGUGUGACCAAAACACACAAUCCUCAUUAGCAAACACUAUGAGACGACUCCUUUUUAUCUUUUCUUUUUUAACCUUACUCACCGCCCAACCCACUAGAAGAAUUCUCCACCAGCCACUUUUUCCGGUCAGUUCUGAACCACCACCGGACACCCAACUCCCACCACCCUUACCACCGCCUGCCACCACCACCACCCCAGACCAGCCUUUCUUCAACGAAAACCCAAAUGGGCCCACCCCAGAUCAGGCCCAAUUACAACCACCACCGACACCCACCACCCCUGCCCCACCACUGGUCGGUUCCGACACCACCACCAUCACCACUACCAACAAUAACAACAACAACAACGUACCGUCACAUCCCAUUGCCCCACAACCACCCACCAAACCCGGUAAGAAAAUAGCGGUUGCAAUUUCAGUUGGGCUUGUAACUUUAGGAAUGCUGUCAGCAUUAGCAUUCUAUGUUUACAAACACAAGUCUAAACAUUCAAAUGACACUCAAAAGCUUGUGGGCGGACGUAACCGGAAUAAUAAUAAUCAUGAAGAUAAUAUACCACCGUCUACUUUUUUAUACAUUGGCACCGUUGAGCCACCGAGAUCCGUCAGUGAGCCCAAUGGGCCACCGAUAACUUCACCGUAUCAUAAACUGAGCUCGGUUAAAGCAUCGGAGAGGUACAGGCCCAGCCCUGAUCUUCAACCACUUCCGCCGUUGAACAAACCCCAGCCGCCGCCGGUCAUCACUUCUCCGCCGGCAAUGUCGUCGUCUUCGGAUGAUGAAGGUAAUGAUUAUUAUACCCCUCAUGGAUCAAAUGCUAGCACUGAGGAUGCCAAUUCGAAUUCGAAUAAAUCAAAACGGGUUAAUUCCGGUAAUGGGAAUGGGAAUGGGAAUAGUUGUCGAUCGGUGAUCCAACAAAGAAUUGAACCGCAUUCGAAAAGAACUUCACCGAGGUCCCGACUUUCGGUUUCUUCUUCACCGGAGAGGAAACGGAAUGCUCAGCUGCAGCUGCCGCCACGGCCGCCAAUGUCUCCGCCGUCUACGGAGUACACGCAGCCGUUAGCAAUAACAUAUGGGCCCAGAAGAACCCAAUUUGCAGCACCACCUGCACCGGAUAUGACACGUUUGCAUACAGUUAGUAAUCAGUCUCCAAAAAGGGCUAAAGUAGCUCCUCCACCACCGCCGCCCCCACCACCACCGCCCCCACCGCCCCCACCGCCGCUUCCAGCACAACAGAAGAUGGGAAUUUCGCCGGUGAGACCGGCUGGUAGUCAGCAAGUGGCAAUGCCGGAAUCAAGGAGUAUUAGUCCUAAAGUGAUCCCUGGAAUUGUGAAAGAAAAACCAUUGGAGGAAGUGAACAGCAAUGGUGUUGAAGCUGAUGAUGCAGAUGGAUUGAAACCGAAGCUGAAGCCUCUACAUUGGGACAAAGUACGAGCAACUUCCGAUAGAGCAACCGUGUGGGAUCAGUUAAAAUCGAGCUCUUUUCAAUUAAAUGAGGACAUGAUGGAAUCCCUUUUCGGAUGCAACUCGAGUGGUCCAGUGAAAAAAGAAGAGACCCGUAGAUCGGUUCUACCUCCGGUUGUAAAGGAAAACAGAGUCUUGGAUCCAAAAAAGUCACAAAACAUUGCCAUUCUACUAAGAGCACUGAAUGUAACCAGGGACGAAGUCUCUGAUGCACUUCUAGAUGGAAACCCAGAAGGGUUAGGUGCUGAGCUAUUAGAAACACUGGUAAAGAUGGCACCAACCAAAGAAGAAGAGAUCAAACUUCGAGAUUAUAAAGGUGACGUGUCGAAAUUAGGGUCGGCAGAGAGGUUUCUAAAGGCAAUACUUGAUAUACCAUUUGCAUUCAAACGAGUUGAAGCUAUGCUUUACAGAGCAAACUUUGAAACAGAAGUCAAAUACCUCAGGACUUCCUUUUUAACACUAGAGGAAGCGAGUGAGGAGUUGAAGAACAGUCGUCUGUUCCUUAAACUUCUAGAAGCUGUUUUACGAACGGGUAAUCGAAUGAAUGUUGGUACUAAUCGCGGUGAAGCUACAGCUUUUAAACUCGACACGCUUUUAAAACUAGUGGAUAUAAAAGGAACAGACGGGAAGACAACAUUACUUCACUUUGUCGUUCAAGAGAUUAUCAGAUCAGAAGGCUCAGAUCACGAUGCUAAAAGCAACGGUUUAAAGAAUCAAGGGUUGCAAGUUGUUGGCGGGCUUAGUCGAGAAUUAAGUAACGUUAAAAAGGCAGCAGGAAUGGAUUCAGACGUUUUAAGCGGGUAUGUAACAAAGCUUGAAAUAGGGCUGCAGAAGAUUAGAAUAUCGGGUCAUGAGAAGCCCGAUAUGCAAGGGAACUUCUUCGAGUCGAUGAAAAAGUUUUUAAAAGAAGCGGAAAUCGAAAUUGCGAAAAUCAAGAUUGACGAACGUAAGGCGUUAGCGUCUGUGAGAGACGUGACAGAGUAUUUCCAUGGUGACACUGCACGAGAAGGGGCGCAACCGUUCAGAAUAUUUAUGAUCGUACGGGAUUUCCUAGCCGUAUUGGACCGUGUUUGCAAAGAGGUCGGUCAAAUGCAGGAUAGAACCAUGAUGGGUUCAGCGAGAUCAUUCAGGAUCGCUCCGACUGCGUCUUUACCAGUUUUGGACCGAUAUAACGUGCAUCAUAGUACUAUGAGUUCAGAUGAUGAAAGCACAUAUUCAUCUCCAUGAUAGGACCCAAUGCAUUUUGUACAAAUGUAGGUGUAUCUUGCUAUUUUGAGCAUAGAACAAAACAAAGAGAAGGUCAUGAUACUAGAGUCCAAAUGGUCAACGAGAUGGAGAAAAUGAUGAGAAUAAUGGAUGAUUUAUUGAGCAGAAGAAGGUGGUGGAAAUUUGGCAUUUCAUGGGUCUUCUAACGUGGUAUAGAAUACAUACUGAUAAUUGAAGUAAUCUUAUUUCCUUGUAUACGUUCAUGAAAGAAAAUAAAUGUUUAUUAAGGGUAUAUUUGUAGUUUAGUAUAGCAUUAUUUUUCAUCACAUGGAAUAUUUAACUUCAUACUAA
Helianthus annuus (common sunflower) is the source of this 3359-nucleotide messenger RNA. RefSeq names its product formin-like protein 6. The transcript has 4 exons. Gene Ontology annotation, molecular function: actin filament binding. The coding region runs from base 384 to 3029 and encodes 881 amino acids. The record is from RefSeq and is a predicted model, not a curated record. Gene Ontology annotation, biological process: actin cytoskeleton organization; actin nucleation. NCBI's taxonomy places the organism in Eukaryota, Viridiplantae, Streptophyta, Magnoliopsida, Asterales, Asteraceae.